AGUAAGACCGGAAGACCAGAUAGUCUCAAAGGGUCUUGUCAGCUGGAGUGUAUGACUCCAUGAUCCUGGGAUAGGACCAGUGGUGAGUACCCCAAGACCAUAAUGGAUGGGAAGGUAGGAAACGACGUUUGAGAAUGCCUUUAGCCUCAGGAAGACUGCCUCUCCUUCAAGAAGGUUUCCUUCAGGAGACCGACGCAUGGGUGGUGGUAGCAAGUGGGAAUCACGGGUGCGUCGUCUAGACCCUGAGGAAACUCCGUGGCCUAAUAACGGAGAGUCGUCCCACCGUACCCAACAUGGCAGCCCUCAUCCGAGGAAACCCUGACGCCCACUUCCGGGUUCCGUAGCGCUGGCCAGGCUACUUCCGGCAGCGCGAUGGCUGGGUUCCCGGGACUCGAACGGAAGUUCCGGCGGGGGCGGCCGAGGGGGGUAAGAGUGUGUGUGUCUGUGCUGGAGAAAGAGGAGAAAAUCGCCCGAGAGGUCUUGAAACCCCCCAGGGAGUGGAGGCCCCAGCCGUGGAGCCUGCAGUGUAUGUGCGGUAACACCAUGUCUGUGCCCCUGCUCACCGACGCUGCCACUGUGUCUGGAGCUGAGCGGGAAACAGCUGCGGUUAUCUUUUUACAUGGACUUGGAGACACAGGGCACAGCUGGGCUGACGCCCUCUCCUCCAUCCGGCUCCCUCACGUCAAGUACAUCUGUCCCCAUGCGCCUCGGAUCCCUGUGACACUCAACAUGAAGAUGGUGAUGCCCUCCUGGUUUGACCUGAUGGGGCUGAGUCCAGAUGCGCCAGAGGACGAGGCUGGCAUCAAGAAAGCAGCAGAGAACAUCAAGGCCUUGAUUGAGCAUGAGAUGAAGAACGGGAUCCCUGCCAAUCGGAUCGUCCUGGGAGGCUUUUCACAGGGUGGAGCUCUGUCCCUCUACACAGCGCUCACCUGCCCCCACCCUCUGGCUGGCAUUGUGGCGUUGAGCUGUUGGCUGCCUCUGCAUCGGGCCUUCCCCCAGGCAGCCAACGGCAGUGCCAAGGACCUGACUAUCCUUCAGUGCCAUGGGGAGCUGGACCCCAUGGUUCCCGUACGGUUUGGGGCUCUGACAGCCGAGAAGCUGCGGUCUGUUGUCACACCUGCCAGGGUCCAGUUCAAGACCUACCCAGGUGUCAUGCACAGCUCCUGUCCCCAGGAGAUGGCAGCUGUGAAGGAGUUUCUUGAGAAGCUGCUGCCUCCUGUCUAACCAGAGUUGCUGUCCCCCAGCACAGUGCCCCCGCUUACGGGGGGUACUUGGCACGCGUGGCACCAUCUUGGAUCUGAGCCGGUCGAGCCCCUUUCUCACCUUCCUGGACCCAUCCCCUCUUCCCACAUGCCUCUGGGGCAGACAGGCCAAAGCCUGGCCAGGCCAUCCUUCCUGGCUUCAGCCCCAUGACUGUCUGCUGCAGGGGGUGGGCUGCUUUCUUAUCCCAUUUCCCUGGAGGUGGGGGCCACCCCCCUGGCAGCAGUAUUAGAGGGGCUGUAGGCAGCGGGAGAAAGGGGCCCAGCCGCUGACCCACUCACUCAGGACCUCACUCACUAGCCCCGCUUUGGGCCCCCUCCGGUGACCUCAGGGUUUGGCCCAUGGGGCCCUCCCAGGCCCCACCUCCUCCCACCUCCCCCAACUGAUUCUGCCCAGAUAAUCGUGUGUCUCCUGCCUCCACUCCAGCUGCUUCUCAAUCAUGAAUGUGUCCAUGGCCCGACCCCUGGCCGCUGUGGGCUCCCAGCCCCUGCGCAGGAGUGUGGGUGACGGGGCCAAGUCUUUCGAGGGGGCCUCCCCUCAGCCGUUCUGAUGUGGGGGCUGGGCCCUGCCUCCCCAUUACCCUCCACCUCCCGCGGGCCUGGAGCCUGCCGGGCUGGACUGGGGCUCAAGGUCUCCCCCAGCCGCUUCACCCCACGUUGUCCCCACGCUAGGUCUUGGGGGAGCUGGGGAGGAGUCUUGUGUCUCGUCUUCUGUCUCCAUGUAGUUUCGGGUGUUUUUCUUGUCGUGUCCUGGAUUCCGAUAAAAUUAAAGAAAUUGCUUCAACUCUCA
Odocoileus virginianus texanus is the source of this 2049-nucleotide messenger RNA. RefSeq names its product lysophospholipase 2 (gene LYPLA2). Gene Ontology annotation, cellular component: cytoplasm. The record is from RefSeq and is a predicted model, not a curated record. Gene Ontology annotation, biological process: protein depalmitoylation. Lineage: Eukaryota; Metazoa; Chordata; Mammalia; Artiodactyla; Cervidae. Gene Ontology annotation, molecular function: carboxylic ester hydrolase activity; palmitoyl-(protein) hydrolase activity.